Messenger RNA from Dalotia coriaria, 653 nucleotides. RefSeq names its product NADH dehydrogenase (ubiquinone) B14.7 subunit (gene ND-B14.7). The transcript is spliced from 2 exons. The record is from RefSeq and is a predicted model, not a curated record. Bases 87 to 602 code for a protein of 171 amino acids. Gene Ontology annotation, biological process: mitochondrial respiratory chain complex I assembly. Lineage: Eukaryota; Metazoa; Arthropoda; Insecta; Coleoptera; Staphylinidae.
UAAAAUCAUUUAGCAGUUCUCUAACCUUAUAAAACUGUCAGUUGUUUUUACAUAAUACCAAUUUGCGGCUGAAAUAAAACAACAAUAUGAGCAAACAAGUGAAGCCCUACCAUUACCACGACACCCCCGAUGGCGAGGAUAUCCUGAAGAAGCUAUGGUUCGUUUUAAAACCAGCCGCACUUGUCGCGCUUGGCCUGGGCACUUGUGAUGUGAUGCUCUACUCAAAACCCAAGGGUUACAUGGCCACCCUCGGCCGAUAUGCAUACUUAUCCAUGCCUGUGUUUGGGAUGACCACUGUUUUCGUGCUGGCCUCUAACAUGUUACGCAAUGCGCGUGGAAAGGACGACAUUUGGAACUGGGCUGGAGCUGGUGCUGCUGCUGGGAGUGUGUUGGGUAUCUGGAGAGGUAGUCCACAAGUUGGGUGGGUAAAUGCAGGUAUCUUUGCAGCUGCUGCUGGAGGCAAAAAAUAUGCUAACCUGAAUGGUGUUGUGAUUAUACCUGAAUUGAAUGUUCCAAAGAUGCAUGGUGGAAUCAAAGCUGUAAGGCAUGACUUUACAUUGUUGAAAGAGCCAACAGGUGAAUGGAGAAAGAAGUAUGAGUAAAGUUAAUUGUUCAGGUAGGGCAGAAAUUUGUAAAUAAAUAGUUUAAACCAG